UAUCCUGAAGACCUGUUCGAGUUUAACUACGCUAAUGACUUUGCUAUUCGCGGUUUGCACUUCGACGCUAAGCGGGGUUAUUUAAUGAAAGUGGAUGCGUAUCAUAAUAUUCAGCUGGACACAGUACACCUUGGCCUCACUCCGGUCAGUCGAGAAGAUGUUAUUAAAGCCUACGACGGCGCGUACGUACCCAGUUCCGUUUUGAAGCAUCAAUCUCACGCUGGUAACCCGGGCAUGUUUCAGAUUAUGGACUUCUUUAUGCUUCCCGAGUUCUAUCUUCUCAGUUGCGUUAUUGAAUCCUCUGUAGCCCGUGUGCACAAAUCCGGUCUUUUGGGACUGAGCAUCAUGGGCAAUCCCGAGAAGUAUAUCCACAAAGAUCCCAAUCUCUCUAACUUUUUGAACAAGUUGGUUGCCAAUGGAAAGAAGCUAUUCGUGAUAUCCAACAGCUCAGCCGCCUUCAUCCAAUUUCGACAUAUGGAUGAGUUGGGCAGUUUCAAGAAUUGGGAAGGAGUGAAAGCAUUACAUCGCGGACAUAUUUACGAUGGGGGAAGCCUUGGCGAGUUGAGAGCUUUGAAAAAUUGGAAUCCACAAAACAUCCUCUAUUUCGGUGACCAUGUGUAUUCUGAUUUAGCGGACGUGGCCAACACUCAGGGCUGGACGACGGCAGCAGUCAUCCCAGAAUUGGAACACGAAAUCACGGUGAACAAUACGAGCGAUUUUCGUUCUUGCACGGCUAAAUUGCGGGAAUUAGAACGACUAAUCAAUCACUACCAGGUUCGUACCUAUUUUGACAACUCAGGUGGCGACAGAUCUAAUUAUGUACGAUUUCAGUGUGCUUUCCAGUUUUUCUAUCAGCCCUUUCCUUCUCCUUGUCUUUCUUAA
Messenger RNA from Echinostoma caproni, 882 nucleotides. The record is from the annotation of a GenBank genome assembly. Lineage: Eukaryota; Metazoa; Platyhelminthes; Trematoda; Plagiorchiida; Echinostomatidae.